AUGGAGUCAUCACCCUUCCUCUACUACAACCCGGGCAACACGAGCCAUCAGUCGAGACAGCACGGCCAGUUCGUGAGCCAUCCUCCCUGUGGACUCUCGCCUCAACAGAAGUCCGCUUGCAUCGACCGGUCACCUCCCACCUGCACGCUCACAAUGCCCUACCCUUCCACCAUGAUGUACUCUUCUCCACGACUGUCCAACAUCCACACUCCUCAUGCCCUUACGGCCGAGGCUCUCCAGAAAUCGUCAGGUCUUCUGACACCAUCCUCGCCCACCCUCCUUGGUCUGGAUGGCCCCAACGGCUCGGAUGUAUAUUUCUUCCCUUCCACGCCGACACUCGAGAGCUCCGACAACUCUUCCGCCAUGAGCUCCCACCUGACAACUCCCAUCAACCAACCUUGGGCCCUUGAGGACGGUUGCAAUGGAACCAUCACCCCCGCCGAGCUUGAGAUGCCUUCCACACCUCAGUUCUGGAAAGAACGAUCUCCACUCACCCCAGAUUGUGGCUUCCCCAUGCACUACAACCUUUCCUCGCACCCCAGCCCGACACUAAUGUUCGCCUCGUGCCCGUCUCUGUCACCAGCAUGCUCAGACCACUCCGGAUCUUCUGAGAUUGACUUCUGCGAUCCCAGACAGCUCACCUACCCUUCUCCGAACCAGUCCAUCUCCGAGCAUGAGUACUUCCCCCGGAUCAAGAUCGAGGACAGCGACAUCAACACAUUCGACCUUGGACUCCACGACGUAUCUGAGAUGAUGGAUGUUCCCAUGGCGACCAUCAACCCGGCCGCCCUGUUCGGUGGUAUCAAGAGGCUCCGUGAGGACGAGGAUGACGAGUCCCUCGAAUUUGACGACUCCAGCGACGACGAGAGCAUUCUCGGCGAGUCCAACGUACACGGCAUGUUGAUGCCUCCGAGUCCCCCGGCUUCCGACUUCUCGCGACGUAGUUCCGUAGAGCCCCGCCGCACAUGGAAGAAGCUGAGGACUAACACCGACAACGAUCUCGACGACAUCAUCGCCGAGGCCCGAAGGAGGGGUGUCGAGGAGGAGGCCUGCGACGAUGGCUUCCUCCAGCCCUUCUCCUGCGGAAGGCCCCUUCUGACACCGACUCCCACCGAGGGCUCCUACAGUGAAGCUUCCGACAACGGUCACGAGCACGACCAUGACGAGCACGACCUUGACGGUGAUGAGCACGACCAUGAGCACGACCACGACCACGACGACAUCUCCCCUGCUCCCGUUGUCCGCCGCGGACGCAAGCAGUCCCUGACGGACGAUCCUUCCAAGACUUUCGUCUGCCAUCUGUGCACUCGCCGCUUCCGCCGCCAAGAACACCUCAAGAGGCACUUCCGGUCGCUCCACACCAAGGACAAGCCCUUCUCGUGCAACGAGUGCGGCAAGAAGUUCUCUCGUUCCGACAACCUCAGCCAGCACGCGCGCACCCACGGCAGCUCCAUCCAGAUGUCGUUGAUUGACGGCUCGGAGAUGAUGGGACCGGACGGGAUGGAGCACCUCCAGGAUCACGGCCCGCUAGGGAUCGUCCUGGUGGACGCGGCGCAAGUGUCGUCCGGACUCAAGGAGAAGCUCACCAACGCAGCUUCGGAAGCCAAGAAGAACCGACGACAGAAGAAGAAGCGGGAUGAGUAA
Messenger RNA from Tricharina praecox, 1644 nucleotides. RefSeq lists its product as uncharacterized. The coding region runs from base 1 to 1644 and encodes 547 amino acids. The record is from RefSeq and is a predicted model, not a curated record. The transcript has 2 exons. Lineage: Eukaryota; Fungi; Ascomycota; Pezizomycetes; Pezizales; Pyronemataceae. Gene Ontology annotation, cellular component: chromatin. Gene Ontology annotation, molecular function: DNA-binding transcription factor activity, RNA polymerase II-specific; RNA polymerase II cis-regulatory region sequence-specific DNA binding. Gene Ontology annotation, biological process: regulation of transcription by RNA polymerase II.